Molecule: messenger RNA, 3597 nt
Organism: Symbiodinium sp. CCMP2456
Lineage: Eukaryota; Dinophyceae; Suessiales; Symbiodiniaceae
Source: the annotation of a GenBank genome assembly
AUGCUGAGAAUCAAGACCUUCGCGCCACAGCACUCGUCGAACCUGGCACGGUGUCCUGCAAAAACCGGCCUGAAGGGCUUGCUGCCUUUGGACUGUAUUGCCGAUGCCUCGAUGCAAAGCAUUGACAAAGCAGACCGGCAAGGCCCCGCCAACACGGCACGGGCGCUUGCUGCGUUGAACGUGCUGAGGCCGCCACUGAUGGAUGCGAUCAGGGUCCAGGUGCAGCUAAAGAUCCUGGAGCUCACUUCACAACACGUGGCCACUACUGCCUGGGGUCCUGCCAAAGCAGUUUAUGCGAGUGCUCGGGUGACGGAUGCGGCAACACUCGCCGCCUGGCGCCUCCUUGGGGAACUUGGCACACAGGGUGUCGUGAAUAUCUUGUGGGCCGUGGCGAAGCUGAUGGCGGAAGGCAGAGCACUGGCUGAUGCUCUCACAGCCGCCGCCAGCGACCUGAUGGCCCAGAUGAGCCCAGUCGACUUGUCGAAUCUAUCAUGGGCUUCUGCCACUCUGCAAUGCUUUGGCGAGGCCUCUCUCGGCAGGACCAUGCGUUUUGCUGUGGAGAAGUUGCCGCGGUUUGGAUCGCAGGACCUUUCGAUCACCGCCUGGGCGUUCACGAAGCCUGCCGUUCAAGAUGACGCCUUCUACCAGGCCGUGGCAGAAGCCUCCACUGCCAAAAUCCAAGACCUUGGAGCGCAGAGCCUUGGCAACAGAGGCCGGGCCUUCGGAAAAAGGUCUUUGGCAGACGAAAAGCUACUAAAAGCACCAUCAGUGACUGCUCGUGCGAAGAUCAAGGAGAUGCGGCCACAGCAGCCAUCCAACAUCGCUCGAGGACAUGGCACAUCCAAUGCUACCGAUGAGCCUUCGACGAACAGCACAGCCGAAGAAAGCAUCGUCAAAGCUUGCGAUCCCGACCCGCAGAACUUAUCAAUGGCCGCGCGGGCUUGGGCAACUCCUGGCUCAACGCACGCCGCACUUUUUGCGGCUGUCAGGCAUGCAGCAAUCAACAAGAUUCAUGCGUCCAAACCACAGGAGCUCAACAACUUGGUUUGGGGAUUCGCAACGCCUGGCAUCGUCGGUCGGUCGUUGCUGGCUGCUGCCUCUGCAGCAGCGAUUGCCAAGGUUCGAGAGCUCAACCCACAAGAUCUCGCCGUCACUGCGUUGGCGCUUGCCCGUCUUGAAGUUCACGAUGCGAAACCCAUGGAGGCAGCUUCAACCGAAGAGGCAGCGAAGAUGGACUUAUCGCAGCCCCAAGAGUUGGGGAACAGUGCUUGGGCUUUUGCCAAGCUGGUGACCUUAGACGUGCCUUUGCUGCAUGCCACAUCUCGCCAAGCACAGCGCUUGCUGUUGGACUCUAACCCGCAGAACCCGACCAACACCGCCUGGGCACAUGGCAAGGCCGACUUCCUCGGCCAGCCUUUGAUGGUGUCGGUCGGCUCUGCUUCAAUGGACAGGCUCCAAGAGUUCAACGCACAGAACUCGUCGAAUGCAGUCCGGGGCUUCGCGACAGUCGGUGCAGCAGAUGGGUCUUGCUUGGAGGCCACAGGCAGCCACUUCGCUUCGAAUCUCCACGGCUGUGAACCCCAAGCGCUGGCAAACAGAGCACGGGGGUUCGCCACUCCGGGACUUUUGCAGCAACCCAUGUUUGCAGCUACUGCAUGUGAAGCUUCCGUCACCCUCCCGCAGCUUUCAGGACAGGGUCCUGCGAACCUGGUCUGGGGACUUUCGACUCUGGGAUUGGUGGAGCAGCCUCUCGUUGCUGCUGCGGCCAAUCAGGCCUGCUUGCGCUGCUCCGAGCUCCAGGCGCAGAAUCCCUCAAACACAGCAUGGAGCUUCGCGAACUUGGACUGCUUGCGCCAGCUGUGUACGGAGGCAUUCGCCUUGUGCUCACUGGACAAGAUUACCGAGAUGAACCCACAGGGACCGGCUAACAUUGCCUGGGCGCGGGGACGUUUGGUCUUGCUGGAGCAGCCAUUGAUGCACGCGGCUGGCAAGCACACUGUGGAGAAGAUUGCUGAGCUUCAGAGCCAAAACAUCUCCAACAUCGGGUGGUCUACUGCGACUCCGGAGCUCAGAUGGCCGUCUUCGACCCACGCGACUGCGGCCGAAUGCCGGCGCAAGGUGUCGGUGCUGAGCUGCCAAGACCUUGCAAACACGGCGCGAUGCCUCGCCAGACCCGGAGCGACUGAUCUACAACUGCCAGCUGCAGCGAUCUGUCUUUCAAGCGCUGCAUUGGUAUGGACGCCCAGGUCUGCCAGACGGAAAGCAAUUGGCAGCAGAUUCAGAUGUGCUGCACUGCGGAGCACAUUCACGGGUUUCACCAACCUCUUGGUGGAUGCAGACGUGCACAGCAUCGACAAUAUCCGGGACGCAAUCGGUGAGUUGGAGAAGAUGAAGCAAGUGGUGCAUACAACAGUUUUUGCCGCACCCGGUCGCGAUUCCAACAAGCGAUGGAAUGAAUUAUUCCAGGACGGCCGGAUAUGUUUUCGUCCGGUCCCGCGGGACAAGAGCAAAGCCACGGAAGCAAAUGAUGAUAUUAUAAUCCAAACCCUUACAACGUGCGACGAUGCCCCGAGUUUUGCGCUCCUGGCUUCUGACUUUGAUUUCGUGGAUGCAAUUAAGCGGGCCGCGGACCGUGGUAAGCAGGUUUUUCUGUUCAUCCCAUCCAGCAAAGUAGGGGUAAUCAAGCAGUAUCUUGAUGCUGGCGUUCACGUCCACGAGCUGAAGUCCCACUCGGAUUUGCCGAAAGUCAGAGCAGUUCUUUAUGCAGAUGGCAGCGGGGAUGUGAAAGCGGAUGGUCCGUGGCACCUUCCUGAGAAUGCCGAUUCGGCAAGUACAUGUGAACAAUUUUUGAUGAACCUUGGAUUCAUGGAAGAAGCGCGCAGGGAGUUCAUGGCGCAGUCUGCGGCCAAGUUCUGGCUCACGAAUGAGCUGGGGGGAUCACUCACUGUGUUUCCGCGAGAACUUUGCGUCAAAAGAGUUUGCGAGCUUAUCGAGAAGCACAGCACGAGAAAUUUGCGGAGAUGUGCAAAAGACCUGGCUUUUUUCCUUCCUGCAUCUGCGCAUGGAAAGCCAAGCGGAGGGCAAUUGGCCAAAUUCGGCACAGAUGUAGCAAGAACAGUCUUCAGAGGCGGAGGGCCCUUCAUGCUGCAAGACUCAUCAAGCAUGGUCAGACAAGCACUGGAAAAGCUAGGAUACAUCGACGGAGAUCUGAAUUCGGAUAUGCUAGAGGCAAUGCUUGUGUUCGUGAAUGCUCCGGGGAACCAUCACCGCUUGCGGAAAAGGUUGAAGUCUUUGCCUAGCUUCGGUGACGCCGCUCCAGACGUGGAGGAGAAGCUUAGGCAUGCGUUUCUUUCUCACCUCACAGACGGCAUGUGGCGUAUAUCGCCCCGUGAUGACAGCAUCAGAGCACGUCUUUGCAAGCAGGGAUUCUUGGCGACUGCUGCCGCUCCAAAGCAGGAUGUGUUUCGAGCGAUGGCUGAGUACGCCAAGCAGCACCAUCUCCCGGAGAUGAAGACCUAUAACGGCUAUCUUUUUCGCAUUCUUCGUGCGCAGGAGGCCCACCCGGAAGAGACGGGUACAAUCGAGCUGAGGCGUUGA